AUGAUGUCGGUGGAAGAAGAUUUCCCUCGAGGAGGAACGGCCAAAAAAACCUUUGAGAGUAAAGUAGCGGUGCAGCGGACAGAAGUGGACACUCUGUUCCAGUUAAAUGAACAGUCACGUCCCAAGAAGCGAAAGGGAGCAGCCAAAGAAGGCGGGAAGAAAGUCAAGAAGGAGAAGCCCGACAAAGAAACAGAAAGUCCUCUGAUGCUCAAUGCAGCACCCAAAUGUGUGGAAGUUCUUCAUCUUAAGUAUGUGAAGGAGGGGAUGCUGGUGCUGGGCUGUGUGAAGGAGGUUAUGGACUUUGUUGUGGUGGUCAGUCUUCCGAGUGGUCUGCAGGGUUACCUCAGCAUCAGGAACAUCGGUGACUCAUACACAGCGCUGCUCAGUGAGCAGUUGGAGGUGGAUGACUUGGAGGAGAUUUGCACUUUGCCACAACUUUUCUUCCCGGGCAUGGUGUUGCGAUGUGUGGUGGACCAGUUGAGAGUUUGCCAUGGAGGCUCUGUUGGCAUCCAGCUAUCAAUCAAUCCGAAGGAUGUGAACAAGGCUCUCACGGCAGUUUCCCUGAAGGCUGGCAUGGUGUUGAGUGGGUGUGUGGCGAGUGUGGAGGAUCACGUCUACAUCAUCGAUAUUGGCGUCAGCGGAACAAAAGGCCUCCUGCCAAAGAAAAUGGCUCAAGACAAACACAACAAUCUUGAAGAGCUGAAAGUGGGUCAGUAUGUGACUCCGCGAGUGGAAGAGGUAAAGAAUGAUGGACGUGUGGUUCGUCUCUCUCACAUUUACCAAACUAUCAGCCAGGCCUACAGCGAGUCUCAGCACGGCUGGAACGUUGGCAACCUGCUGCCCGGGCUUCUGGUCAAAGCCACGAUCAAAAAGGUGACCAAACAUGGUCUGCUUCUGAAGUUCAUGUCUGACUUUAGUGGCCACGUGGACUUUCUCCACAUGGAGCCAGAGCAUGUGUCCAGCUAUACUGAGGGAGAUGAGGUCCAAGCGUCUGUGCUGUAUGUGGAGCCAUCGACCCGUCAAGUGGGCUUGAGUCUGCGCAGCUUCCUCGUUCACCCUGAAAACGGGAUUAAUACCACGCCACCUGGUGGUGAUCGCAUUGGUGAGGUGGUUAAUGGCUGCAAGAUGGUGACUCUGCACCAGAGGUCUGGAGCCGUGUUGGAGCUGCCUGACAGCAAUGUGGCUUUUGUGCAUAAAAAUCACUUGAAGGAAUCUGCGGAGUCGACUGCUGACUGUAAAGUCCUGACUCUUCCAGAACACACCUGCAGGAUCUUAGAUUUUAGCCUCAUGGACCAAAUUCAUUUCGUCACUCUGCGCAAGAGUGUGAUUGAGAAGCCUUUUUACAGAUACCACGAUCUUCAGGCUGGUGAAGUUGUGGAGGGGACAGUAUCAGUCCUGUUGCAUCAUGGAAUGAUGGUGCAGCUGUCAGACCACAUCAGAGGUCUGGUACCCAGGAACCACCUGUGUGACGUCACCCUUAAGAACCCGGAGAUGAAGUACAAGGAGGGCAAGAAAGUCAAAUGUCGGGUGUUGUCAGUAGAAGCGGAUAAGAAGCGGUUGUAUCUGACCAGAAAGAGCGCCAUGAUUGAGUCGUCGCUGCCGUUGUUCUUAAGUUACAAAGAUGCACGUCCUGGUCGCGUGUCUCACGGCUACAUUGUGUGUGUCAAAGACUUUGGUUGCAUUGUUCGUUUUUACAAUAACGUCAAGGGCCUGGUGCCUCUCAGAGAGCUCAGCUCAGAGAGGAUCCUCAAUCCAGAGGAGGUCUUUUGUGUCGGGCAGGUGUUGAAGACUAAAGUUAUUCACUGUGACCCAGAGAACGAGAAACUGGUGCUUUCAUUUAAAGCAUCACUGCAGAGUGACACCAUAGAACCUGCUCCGUCCCAGUCGAGCUGUGAGGUGGGGGAGAAGCUGGAAGCUACAGUGCUGAAAAAGUCUGCCAACAGUCUGGAGAUGGUCAUCACUCCUGGUGAAAUACGUGCUGUCUUACCCACAAUGCAUCUCUCUGAUCACAUGUCCAACUGCCGUUUGCUGUGGGAGAUCCUGCAAGAUGGAGACACUAUUUCAAACCUCACGUGCUUCAGCAAGACCAAACACAGUGUUAUUGUCACUAAAAAACCAACUGUGAGGUGGUCAUUUGAUGAAGGCCUGGUUGCUAAGGAAUUUGCUGACAUCACAGUUGGCCUGCAGUUGAUUGGCUGGAUCAAGAACAUCAUGUCUUAUGGUGUCUUUGUCGAGUUUCCCUAUGGCCUUGUUGGACUUGCACCCAAGUCCGCCAUGUCGGACAACUUUAUCAGCGAUACCACGAGCGCCUUCCAGGUGGGCCAGACUGUCAUCGCUAAGGUGACCAAUCUGGAUGAAGAGAAGCGGCGUUUUCUGGUCACACUGAAGAUGUCUGAGGUCAUGUUCUCAGAGGUGGACAACCAAAGAAGGCUGCUUAAUGGUGUGCAGGAGAGAAAGUCUGUGGCGGAAAUGCUGACAAUGAAAGAUGGCAGUGACCUCCGUCAGGAGUUAUCUGCUCUCUGUGUUGGCCAGAAGCUGAAGCUGACUGUAGAUAUGACGACAGACAGCAGCGCUUCCUUCACUUCUGACGAUUUGAUCGGUGCUUCCAUACUGGCCACCAAGCAUCACGUCACUGGUGUGACCUUAACAUCAGGUCAGAAGGUCACUGUGAUUGUCCUUCAUGUUGACAUCAUGUCCUCUUCUGUCCACGUGUCCACUCUUCCUCAUUUAGUAGGACAAAAGAAGACCUUAACUGAGGGAUCAAAAUGCACCGCGACAGUGCAGCAUGUAGACGGAGACUUUGCUGUCAUCUCUCUGGACAAUAAAGGACAUUUGACUGUGAUCCAAACAGCCGCCCACUUAAAUCAGAUCUUCUUGUCGGACUCAGAGAAGCUGAAAGUGGGAACGUCUUUGACUGUAAACAUUAUUGAACCCAGCUGUGAGGAACUGGAGGGGCUCCCCCUGGUGUUGUGGGAGUGUGCUGCACCCAAACGCCGCAGUUUGUCAGAAAGCGGAACAGGUUCUAAACAUUGCUUUGGCGACAUUGUGCGAGGUAAAGUGCGGUCAGUCAAACCGACGUACGUCAAAGUGAUGUUGGAGGACGGCACCACAGGCUGGGUGCAUGUGUCUCAGAUUGUGGAGACUGCAGAAAUCUGUUUGGGCUCCUUCCCCACAUCCACGCUGAAAGUGGGCAGUACGGUCACCGCCAGGGUCAUCGGAGGGCGAGAGGCCACCAGUCACAGAUUCCUGCCGUUCUCACAUCCAAGGUUUAUUUACACUUUUCCUGAGCUCAGUGUCCUUUCCAGCAAACUGGACAAAAGUGUGGAUUUCAAACAGACGACAACGAAAGAAAAACUGAGCAGCUACAAAGUCGGGGAAGAAAUCAUCUGCUUUAUCUCAAAGUUUAAUUCAGAGAAGAAAUCUUUGGAGGUCACCACCGAUCCGAGCGUGACGGGAACCGUCGAGCUGCUCUCCAUGAUCACCGACCCCAGAGAGGCCAAGCACCCAGAGAAGCUCUACAAACUGGGCCAAGCCAUGCGAGCCAAAGUGGUGGAAGUGGUCCCCAGGUCUCAACGCCUGGUCCUGUCACUCACUGGUGUUCACUUGUUGGAGAAAGGCAGUGUCACUUUGGGGAUGGUGACUAAGAUCCGGCCUCAUACGGGUCUCCUGGUCAAGUUAGCGUUUGGCGGCUUGGGGACUGUUGCCAUCACCGACCUGGCUGAUGCGUAUAAACCACACCCCCUGGAUGUGUACAAAAACGGUCAGCUGCUUAGGUGUUUCCUUUUGGGGAAAGAAGACAGCAAGUGGCAGCUGUCUCUGCGUCCCUCCAGGCUGAACCCGGAGGAAGCCAAGUCAGUAAAGGACCCGGAAGUUUUGUCUGUGGAUGAGCUGAAGGUGGGUCAGCUCAUCCGGGGCUUCAUAAAAUCUGUGGGAGAACAAGGCGUGUUCAUUAGGUUGUCUCGAUGCCUUGAAGGAAGAGCACAACUUCAUCUGUCCACCAAAUACUUUGUUCCAAAGUGCAGCGUUCUGUCUGAGUACCUGCCACCCAACACUCUGAUCACCGCCAAGAUUAUAAGUAUUGACAGAGGGGAGGGGUUAGUCAACCUGUCUCUGCUCCCAGAGGACACUGGGAAAUCAGACGUGCUUCCAGAAUCUCUGAAUCUGCCGCUGCGCCUGACUGGAGAGCUGAAAGAAAAACGCGACAGGAAACGCAAAAGCCAGAAGACAGAGUCCGAAGUCCCAAAGAAGAAGAAGAAAAAACUGAAGAAAAAGUCUGAGUACCGUGACAGCGGCGUGGAGGCGUACUUCAGGGAGGACAGAGAUGAAGAUGAAGAAGACAAAGAAGAACACAGACCAGAUCCGGGACAAACAAAGGCUGGCACGGUGGGUCCAUCCAGGCUGCAGGUGGCUGCAGGAUUCUCCUGGGACUUGGGUCUGAAUACCCUGAAACCUGCCACUGCAGUGCAGGAGGAGGAGUUCAGUGAUGAAGAGGAGCAACAGGGACGCACCAAGUCCCAGAGGAAGUCUCGCUGUGAGCUGGAGCUGGAGAAGAAGGUGGAGGAGAAGGCUCUGGUACAGCGAGAGGCGGAGCUGAUGGACCCGAACCUGAGGCCUCAGGACGCCGCCGCGUUUGAGCGCCUGCUGCUGGCUUCACCCAACAGCUCGCUGCUGUGGCUUCAGUACAUGGCUCACCAGCUGCAAGCCACGCAGAUCGAGCAGGCCCGCGCGGUGGCAGAGCGAGCUCUGAAGACCAUCUCCUUCAGAGAGGAGCAGGAGAAGCUGAACGUCUGGGUGGCCCUGAUGAACCUGGAGAACAUGUACGGAACCCAGGAGAGUCUCAAGAAGGUGUUUGAGCGGGCGCUGCAGUUCUGUGAUCCCAUGCCUGUCUACCAGCAGCUGGCUGACAUCUACGCCAAAUCCACCAAGCUCAAGGAGGCGGAGAAUCUCUAUAAGUCGAUGGUGAAGCGUUUCCGUCAGAAUAAAGCAGUGUGGCUGAGCUACGGAACCUUCCUGCUCCAGCGAGGCCAGAGUGACGCUGCCAGUGUUCUCCUGCAGAGGGCGCUAAAGAGUCUGCACGCCAAAGAAAGUGUGGACAUUAUUGCUAAAUUUGCUCAGUUGGAGUAUCAGUACAGUGACUCGGAGAAAGGUCGGACCAUGUUUGACAAAGUCCUGACGAGCUACCCGAAGCGUACCGACCUGUGGUCCGUCUUCAUCGACCUCACGGUCAAACACGGCUCACAGGAGGAAGUCAGGGCACUUUUUGAUCGUGCCAUCCAUCUGAGCGUUUCAGUGAAGAAGAUAAAGUUCUUCUUCAAGCGCUACCUGGAGUACGAGAAGAAGCACGGCAACGCGCAGAGUGUCCAGGCGGUCAAAGUGAAGGCCAUGGAGUUUGUGGAAGCUAAAGGAGUAGAGGCAGCUUCCUAAAAACACACAAAACCAGACUGUGUCCACUUGCCCCCUGCUGGACAAAGGUUUGUGUCUCCUGCAGAGAGGUUCCUCCUCCAAAUCCGGACCUAAGAACCUGGAACUCUUAUUGUGAAGCCGCGUUUGUUCAAACAACCAUUUCAACAAGGGUUUUUAAGGUUUGUUGUAUAAGGAUGAAUGUGAAGAAUGCAUUUUGUGAUAAUUUGGUCCAUUUAUAUCUGAAUGUUACUUUUUUUUUUUUGUUCUCUCACAGCAUAUUAGAGUUACAAACAAAUAAUGUGAAUUCAAAGUGCUGUGAUGCAACAUCUGGACAUCCAGUGUCCAAAUACUCCCCCCCCCCCCCUUUCUUUUUUCCUUUUACAGUAUUCACUGGAUUUAUGUUUAAUUGCAGCUUGUAUUCAUUUUUUUUUUUCCAUUUGAACAUGUUUUUCCAGAAAAAUUGUUAAUGUCCAAAUAUAUAUGGACCUAACUUUGUACAUUAGUGGAUUUAUAAAAUGUUCUUUGGAACUUUUUUUUUUUUUGACUUUUCAAUAAAUUUGGCACCAGUUUCAUUACUUGACAUUUUAUUUAAAAGCAACAAAUACAAAAUACCGACACAUAUGGACACUAGGGAUCCAACGUUUUUUCAACCUCAUUGUCGUCGUCCUGUAUCACAUUCUGAUGAGCUUUACAUCGAAAACAAUGAAAAUCAAUGUUAUUUUUUGUUUAUUUCAUCAAAAAAGUUGACCCAUGACAAACUUUGACAUUUUACUCUGUUGCAUUUGGGUGGAUUUCCAAAAACUACAACGCUGGUUGAAUAAUAAAAAAGGGAAAAAUCCCGAUGACUCAGCGAUACGAUCUGAUCGCGUCGGGAGUCUGAGACGUGCUCAGAGUCACUGUGCAGCCACAUUCAGACGGGUUUACAUAAGAACACAAACGUGAGUUCAUGGGUGAACUUCUUUAAAGAUGGUACAUAAGUGAGUUCACUUUAGUUACUUAUCCAUAAGAUCUCAAUGACAUAUGAUACAGGAAGUUGUUUCAGAAGUAUAAAAUUAAAAGGUUGUAUCUCAAACGGACACACGGGUACAACACAGAAAGGUGAGACGACUUAUCAUUCUCCGAAAAGGUUCCGGGACGCUCCUUGGUACUGAUGAUGUGGGUCUACUCUACAUUGCUGUGGUUGUGAUCCUGCUGGUCUUGGUUUUAACCUAAAUGCGGUUUGAUCCCUC
This is a messenger RNA of Thalassophryne amazonica, 6632 nucleotides long. It is a transcript of the gene pdcd11, whose product is annotated as programmed cell death 11. Gene Ontology annotation, biological process: rRNA processing. The coding region runs from base 1 to 5424 and encodes 1807 amino acids. Gene Ontology annotation, molecular function: RNA binding; protein binding. The record is from RefSeq and is a predicted model, not a curated record. NCBI's taxonomy places the organism in Eukaryota, Metazoa, Chordata, Actinopteri, Batrachoidiformes, Batrachoididae. The transcript has 35 exons. Gene Ontology annotation, cellular component: small-subunit processome; nucleolus; nucleus.